Gryllus bimaculatus (two-spotted cricket) is the source of this 2518-nucleotide messenger RNA. Lineage: Eukaryota; Metazoa; Arthropoda; Insecta; Orthoptera; Gryllidae. The record is from the annotation of a GenBank genome assembly.
UUUGUGGGUCAUGUUACUCUCUCAAUAUAGUUUUAAUUUAAUUUUCAAAUUGAUAUUAAGAAUUGUGACUGUGUGUUUUGCGCUAUUUGUGUCUUCAGUACUGCAUCUACGCAUGCGUAGAAGAUCGAUAGUGCUGUCCGCCGUGGCGUGCGCAAACUCGCUGUUUACUGAAGAAUCGAAACACUGAAUGAUCGAUUAUAUUCAAGAUAUAUUCAAGAAAACAAAACGAUGGUCGCAGCAUGGAUAGAAGAUGAAUGUGAAUUGUGAUGGCAUGGUCAUGAGAAGUGUGUAUGGAAACUGAUGGAUAAUUCAUCUUAAGACAUUAGAGUGUAUGGAAUUUUAUGUUAUCCAUUAUGUCGCUGUCAGCUAAGGAGUUAUCGUCCUUAUUGGGAAUUCUGGGAGAAGAAAAUACUGAAACUCAGUCACUAGAGUCUCUGUCAGCUCAAUUACAUCAAUGCUUUAGUAAACAAGACUACUAUAAAGUUGGUUGUGCCAUUGUUCUUCUCCUUCAACAAGCUGACUUGCUUCCAAAACCUACUCAAAGGCUAGCCGCUAUCUACCUCCUCCAUGACCUGUAUAGAGGAGACUCUAUGGCUGUAAAUCCCUUUGCAACAGUAUUCAUCCAUCUUUUGCAUCCUCCUGAGGAAACAAAUAAGGGUUCUGCUCGCAAAUUGGAGUAUGCAGGCCAGCUACCAAGAUUAUGCCCGGUUGAGAAACACUUUUUGGCCCAGUUGAUGACAAAUCCUCCUAAAGAAAAGAUGUUUAAGAAAACACCAAGUCAAAUUCUUGGCAGUGAUAUUGGAAAUUUUCAUAAUGUUGACAUAACUGGAAUUCAACUUGCAUUAGCUGAAAGACAGUCGGAACUACCUCAUACAAGUCGUUCAGCUGUCCCUAUUGUUCUUCCUGAUGUUGAGCCACGAGCGGGGUCAAAAAAUUUAUAUCCAGAUUCAAGUGUAAUAAAGAAAACGGCUGAAGCUUUGUUGACUGGGCCUAAACCCUAUGUAGACCAGUGUUAUAAGCCUGAAUUUCUGCGCCUUGUCCCUCCACUUCAUAGCUGUGAAGAUGAGCUAGUAUGGUUAAAUUUGUCUAGCCCAUCUGAACAUAAAUGUGCAUAUGAUGUGACAAUGUGUGUAUCUAAUUGUGAAGGAGUUGAAGCAAAAAGAUUAAUGGCAAGAGCAUUUAAAGGGGCCUUGACUGUUCAGCAGCAGCAACAUUUGCGUGCUGUUUUAGACAAUGAUCCCAAACUUGUCUAUCAUAUUGGAUUGACUCCAAGCAAACUUCCAGAUUUGGUUGAAAGUAAUCCACUAAUUGCUAUUGAAGUUCUUCUUAAAUUAAUGCAAUCUAGUCAGAUUACAGAGUACUUCAGUGUUCUUGUAAAUAUGGAAAUGUCACUACAUUCUAUGGAAGUUGUUAACAGGCUUACUACUACUGUAGAUCUUCCUACAGAAUUUGUUCACCUCUACAUUUCCAAUUGCAUUUCAACUUGUGAAACCAUAAAGGAUAGAUACAUGCAAAAUAGAUUGGUCCGUUUGGUGUGUGUUUUUCUACAGUCUUUAAUACGGAAUAAAAUAAUAAAUGUUCAGGAGCUUUUUAUUGAAGUCCAGGCUUUCUGCAUUGAGUUUAGUCGCAUUCGAGAAGCUGCAGCCCUGUUUAGACUUCUAAAACAACUUGAAUCCGGAGAAGCUGGUGUUGUAGUAUCAGGACCAGCCAAAGCAAAACCAGAGACUUGAGCCCCAUAUUGUGGAAAGAAAUCAACCUUUGAUUUAUUGGUUUACUAAUCACGAUGUCCCAUUCAUCUCUCAGGAGCUCUCUUGAUAUUAUGGUGAACAAGAUAAGUUACCCAAAACAGUAGAGAGGGAAGAUUUAGUGAUUAACCAAGAAACUAGAAUUAUUUAUUGUUAUGGGACUGAAAAAAAAUUUAGGACUUCAAAAAUUGAACAUAUUUUUGUGUUGACUUUUAUACACUACAUUUCUGAAGGUGAAAUGUUUGUUUAUAGUAAAAAAAUUAUAUUUUAUUUGGUGAAAUAGACAUGAUUUUCUUUCAUGAGAGUAUUUCUGUAUGGUUUAAAAAUUUCUUCCCCCCAAUAGCUGUUCUUCCUCUAUACCAUAUUGAUAAAAUUAAAGACCACAAUAAAUGGAAAUUAAUUACAUUUAUUAAAUUGUAUAUAACUUACAUCAACAUUAAAUGAGGUGCAUAUAAAUGAAAGUGUUAUUAAAUGAAAAUUUGUACAUAGUUAUGAUUGGUUCUUUAAGUCAAUGUUUCUCCUUUGGUCACCCUUGCUUCUAAAUAUUCAACUCGCCUCUCUAAUGUAGUAAGUUUCUCAUUUAAAACAGCUAAUCGUGAUCGACAAGACAUAUCAAAUGAGUUCAAGAAGUCGGUUAUUUUUUUAAUGCUCCCUGUGAUUACUUCAAUAUAUUCACGGUUGGCCCAAUCUUGUUGAAUCUGUUUCUGUAUAGUUUCUCUCGGUACACUCGCCAUUCCAAUGCAGUUAGAUGAACCCACUGGUUGAAUCUUUCU